This is a messenger RNA of Apus apus (common swift), 2233 nucleotides long. It is a transcript of the gene STARD3, whose product is annotated as StAR related lipid transfer domain containing 3. The transcript has 15 exons. Gene Ontology annotation, molecular function: cholesterol transfer activity; cholesterol binding. Lineage: Eukaryota; Metazoa; Chordata; Aves; Apodiformes; Apodidae. The record is from RefSeq and is a predicted model, not a curated record. Bases 146 to 1468 code for a protein of 440 amino acids. Gene Ontology annotation, cellular component: late endosome.
GGUUAAAGGCGGCGGCGGGGCCGGAAGCGGCUCGCGCCGGGGUCAGCUUCCGGUGAGGACCGGCCCCGGUGGCCGCGGCAGGUGAAGCCCUGACUUGGCAGAUGUUGCCCCGACUGACGUAGGCCCCAAGAGGCUUGGGCCAAGGAUGAGCAAACCAACAGAGCUGGAACGAAGCCUCCCAGCCAUCGCCUCCAUCAGCACCUCCCUGUCCCAGAGCCAGGGCUUCUCCCCAUACUGCUACUUCUCCCCGGAGAAGAGGAAAGCCAUCUCAGACGUGAGGAGAACCUUCUGCCUCUUCGUCACCUUCGACCUGCUCUUCAUCUCCUUGUUGUGGAUAAUCGAAUUGAACACCAAGGAGGGCAUUCAGAAGAACCUGGAGAGUGAAAUCAUCUGCUACAAGUUCAAGACCUCCUUCUUUGAUAUAUUUGUCUUGGCUUUCUUCCGCUUCGCGGUGCUGCUCCUGGCCUACGCCCUCGUCCGGCUGCGCCACUGGUGGGUCAUCGCGGUCACUACACUGGUAUCCAGUGCCUUCCUGAUCGUCAAGGUCAUCCUCUCUGAGCUUCUGACCAAAGGGGCUUUUGGCUAUUUACUUCCCAUCGUCUCCUUUGUCAUUGCUUGGCUGGAGACUUGGUUCCUGGAUUUCAAAGUCCUAUCUCAGGAAGCAGAAGAGGAACGAUGGUACCUGGCAGCUCAGGCUGCAGCUGCUCGUGGGCCCCUGCUCUACCCCAGAGCCCUUUCUGAGGGGCAGUUCUACUCCCCACCGGAGUCCUUUGCAGGGUCGGACAAUGAGUCGGACGAGGAGGGCACGGGCAGGAAGGCCUUGACAGCUCAGGAGAGAGAGUAUGUCCGGCAGGGCAGGGAUGCCAUGGAGGUUGUGGACCAAAUCCUCGCCCAGGAGGAGAACUGGAAGUUUGAGAAAAAUAAUGACUUUGGGGAUGUUGUUUACACUUUUGAAAUACCUUUCCAUGGCAAGUCCUUUAUUUUAAAGGCUUUCCUGCAGUGCUCUGCUGAAACGGUUUACCAGGAGGUUAUUCUCCAGCCUGAGAAGAUGAUCCUGUGGAACAGAACGGUGGCAGCUUGCCAGAUCUUGCAGCGGAUCGAAGACAACACCAUUGUCUCCUAUGAUGUGGCAGCUGGGGCUGCAGGGGGGGUCGUGUCCCCAAGGGAUUUUGUGAACGUGCGCCGGAUCGAGAGGAGGAGGGACAGGUACAUCUCCUCGGGGAUAUCGACCACGCACAGCCUGAAGCCUCCGCUCUCCAAGUAUGUCAGGGGUGAGAACGGGCCUGGAGGAUUCAUCAUCCUGAAAUGUCCCAGCAACCCCAGGGUCUGCACGUUCAUCUGGAUCCUCAACACAGACCUGAAGGGCCGCCUGCCCCGUUACCUGAUCCACCAGAGCUUGGCUGCCACCAUGUUCGAGUUCGCCUUCCACCUCCGGCAGCGGGUCAGCGAGCUGGCUGGCAAGCCCUGAGCAGAGGGGACCUGGACAUUGUUCUGUGGCUGAGGGGCAGCUGGGAAAGGACCCCACGACCCCCCCCCCAGCCUGGGAGAGGACACCCCAGACUAACAGUGCCCAGAGGAGGCAGGGGGUGCUCAGUUCUGUCUCCCACCACCGUUCCCCCCAACUGGGAGCGUGAAACCACUGACUUGUUCUGUGCCAAACCCCUGCCCUGCCCUCUGACCUCCCCCUGCCCCUCACCCUGGGGUUGGGGGGCUUCUCUGUGACCCCCCUCCCCCACCAGAUUCCUGUACUGCUGCUCCAGUUUCAUGAGGGGGGGGCUGGAGAUGAAGGCCACGUUGGGGUGAGGACACAGGUCUGUGUCUGCCUGUGCAGGGGACCCCUUUGUGCUGCCCAGACCCCCCCCCCACUGCUCAUGUUUCCCCAUGGGGUUCAGCUGAGCUCAUCCCCCCCCACCUGCAGCUGCGGGCGGAGGCAGAUUUGCCUUAAGCAGAGACUUUUAUCCUUUUUUUUGAAGGGGGAGGGGGGGCUGAGGGGGCGGCUGCGGCUUCUCUACCUGCGAGCGCCGGGGCCCUGUUGUGUGCCAGGAAUGGAAGCAGUUCCCAGCCCCCCACACGCGGGGGUGCAGCCGGCAGUGCUGGGGGGGGGGGGGUUGCCCACACCAGGCCCCCCUCCCCCAACCCUGGAGCACUCUGUGCCCCCCAUCCUGGGUGUCUGGUUCCCCCCUGAUGCCUCCAGAUGCCCCCUCUCAGAAUAAAAAGCCCUGUGCUCUUUGCA